GGUAGUGUGCUACUUUUUCAAUUCUCAGUUCAUAUCACAAUUCUCUCUUUUUUCUUAAUAACAAAGAAGCAUAUAAACUCAGUUGUGGGAGAUUAACUCCACUGCUAAACUUGCAAUUCUUAAAAAUUAGAAUUGUAAGAUAUAAACUCAAUUGCAAGAAAAAAAAAUCAGAAUUGAGUUUGCAUGUUGCAAGUCUUCCUCCCCCUCAGAAUUGUGAGAUGAAAAGUUAUUGUUGGUGUGAACAGGACAUCAUCAGUACAUUUGGUUCACUGAAUUAAGCAAGCUGCAAAGCAUUUGUUUCUUAAAUAAUCAUUUACUUAUAAAUUGUUGGAAAAUGAACAAAACAUGAUGAAAUGUUAAACCAUAACAAAUUACCCUCAUGUAUUUUUAUUUUAUGCAAUGAAACCAUAAGUUCAACAAAUGGCACCAUAAAGUCCACAUAAUUUGUCCACCGUACUAUAAAUUGUUUUUUUUUAAACAUUGUUUAAAGGGAUAGUUCACCAACCCCAUUAUUAACCCUACAUUAUUUCCAAAUGUAGCUUUGUGUUGGUUUAAAUCUAAAGAUUUGACCAGUUCCCUGCUGUUUCUGUCCUCUGACUGAAAUCUCUGCUGUAGGCUGUCUCUGUCAUACCGUGGCUGGUCUGAUCAUGUUUUCACCACUGACAUGAUUAAUGUGUUUUGUUAUAAAAGCAUUUGUGGGUUUAAGUAAAUUAAUCUUUCCCAUAAGAGUUCACAAUGACCAGAUUAAAAACAAACAAUAGGAUGAGCCCCCGAGUGUGUUUUCAAUCGAGCCCAGCCAACCACCUCGUGGUUACAUUUCCUGAAACAAACAUGUUUACUGGAAUUAACAAGACUGAUCUCUCCAGUCUAGGUCUGACUUCCGUCUAAAACUGCAAACCAAAUGUGAAAUUACAGAGAUUCACGAUUUGACACCAAACGCAAGAUAUAAUUAAGUCGUAUAUAAAUAUGCAGUUCUGUUCCACUCUCAGCACAAGACUGACAAACUUGGAAUAUUCUUGCAUUUUUCACAGGAGUUUGAACAAACAAGGGAGAGACGUUUAAUAAAAGAUGGAUGGUUUGGGACUAGCACUGUUUGGAAUAUUUUUAGUGUCAUUCACGAUUUCUACACCGGUUAAUCAUAAUGACAAGUCAGCAGAAUCCAGUUUUGAAUCCUCUGAAUCAAAUGAGUUGAGCUCUUCAGAGGAGGUCACAGUACUGAGGACGACAUUAAAACCCAUUGAGCUGAGCACCAUGGGACCAGACGGUCCGGGGAACAAUCUGCACCAAGUCAUCGAAACUACCCCACAUCCACCCCUUGAGCAGACCACAUCGCACCCUUCCCUCACAGAACAAGAGGUUGUGGAGCCCGUCAUGAAUAUAAGCAUUGUUCCUCUUGAACCAUUUGUGCCAGUUACUGGAGGAACAGUUACUGGACGACCAGUUACUGAAACCCCGGGUAUAAACGUCUCAGAACUGCAAUUGUACACGGUCGCGCUCACCAGUCCUGAGGAAAAACCUGUCAGAGGAGACAACAUUUAAUCAGCCAGUGUGCUGAGUAUUUACUAGACUUGUCUAUUCCCCAAAACAUGGUGCUAUAGGUGGAAGGGUUACCUUGAUAAGAGGAUGAUCAACCUUGUAUCAUCUUCACUGUUCUUCAGUAGCAUUUUACAGUUGAGCCGAAUUAUCUUCAGAAUUACACAAUAUCGUUUUCAGCUAAUAUGGUGUCUAUUCAUUUACAAUUUUUAAUUAUUAGCUGAAACAGUAUUUCUUAAGAAGUGUGAAAGUUAUAUAAAGCAAACCACAAAUAGGCAUGAUGCAUGUUAGACUAAGUUUUUCCAGGAACUAUGCAUAUUCAAAAAGUAAUAAAAACGUGCAAAAAAAAGUAUCGUCAACUCAUUUCAUAUUAAUACAUAAAAAACACAGAAUGCCUUUUAUAUGGGAAUUGUCAUCUCAUACAGACCCAUGUUAAAGGAAUGCACUGGGUUCAGUACAAACUGUUGUUUUGGUAUCAUUAAUAUACAAUUAUAGUUUUUAAUAUUUUGAAUUUAUUUGUCAAGUUUUUGUUUUGUGUUCUGACGUAUACAACUCUUAAUUAUACUAUUAGUUCUAAU
Carassius auratus (goldfish) is the source of this 2111-nucleotide messenger RNA. RefSeq lists its product as uncharacterized. The transcript is spliced from 3 exons. NCBI's taxonomy places the organism in Eukaryota, Metazoa, Chordata, Actinopteri, Cypriniformes, Cyprinidae. The coding region runs from base 1069 to 1539 and encodes 156 amino acids. The record is from RefSeq and is a predicted model, not a curated record.